AUGGAAUAUUAUUGCAAAAAGUCAUGGCAGAGUGGCCAUUUCAUCGGGAGAGUCAAGAGCCACGAUGAGCUAAUCGAAAACGCUCGCAAACUCAUUCAAGACUUUCAGAAUGCCCGUUCAGAAAUUGGAGAUGACUUUCCAUCUCUCGUCGAAACCGCCAUUGAACUCGAAGAACUCGACAAGUCUAUCGCUCUCGUCCAACGAGAGGAGUCGCUUCGGACCGCAGCAGUGAUCAGAGAGAUAAAGGGCACUAUCAGAAGUGUCCACUAUCAAAGUUGGGAAGCCGUUCGAGUAGUCGGGAAGAAAAAGAAGGCUGUAGAGAAGAAUAGACCGGACGCUAUGGUUCCAAAGAGAUAUAUCCAUUCAUUCAGGCCCAUGCCCAAGUGGGCUAUCAGGACUCGGGAUAACCUUGAUAAUGCUAUAUUGUGCGCGCAAGUUGGUGUCAUCGGCAACGAAAAGGUUGGGUUUUCAACUCGGCCUCACGAAGUGUUUGAGAUGGAUAGAAAGGUCAAAGACGUUCUUGGUAUUCACAUGGUUCUUGCUUUGAGAAUGUGGGAUGAUCCUACUUGCGUCGAUGGCCGGGGCAUCUCUCUUGGCGAUGAGUCUAAUAGCAAGGAAACUCGUCAGCAUGGUACAGCGGUCGAAGGGGAAGACAAGGAAACGCAUAAUCCAGAGGAGAAUGAUGUUUAUGGUAAUGUUACCCUCGACCAGGCGCGUGCCAUGGCCGGUGAAGAUGGGGUGCAAGGUUGGACUGAAGCUGCGAGGUUGCAACCUCGAAGAAUGAAACGAUAG
This is a messenger RNA of Fusarium fujikuroi IMI 58289, 792 nucleotides long. RefSeq lists its product as uncharacterized. The record is from RefSeq and is a predicted model, not a curated record. Lineage: Eukaryota; Fungi; Ascomycota; Sordariomycetes; Hypocreales; Nectriaceae. The transcript is spliced from 2 exons. The coding region runs from base 1 to 792 and encodes 263 amino acids.